Molecule: messenger RNA, 2874 nt
Organism: Trypanosoma theileri
Lineage: Eukaryota; Euglenozoa; Kinetoplastea; Trypanosomatida; Trypanosomatidae
Product: proton motive P-type ATPase 2
Exons: 1
Coding region: 1-2874 (957 amino acids)
Biological process (GO): regulation of intracellular pH; proton export across plasma membrane
Cellular component (GO): plasma membrane
Molecular function (GO): ATP hydrolysis activity; P-type proton-exporting transporter activity; ATP binding
Source: RefSeq, a predicted model, not a curated record
AUGACCGAUAACAGUAAGGAAGAUCCACCUGUUUUUGACAAAAACAGUAAGGUAAGCAUUAAUGAUGGAAGUACCAAUGGUGAAGAACAUCCACCGCAAAAGCCACAAAAACGUCAGUCUGUACUGUCCAAGGCCAUCAGCGAGCACAGAGAAGAUGCGGAGGAAGAAACAGCAGAACUGUUACCCCCAUCAAAGGGCUUAACAACUGCUGAAGCAGAGGAGCUCUUGCAAAAAUACGGACGCAAUGAACUGCCAGAAAAAAAGACUCCUGGUUGGCUUAUAUUUGUACGAAACUUGUGGGGACCUAUGCCUUUUGCACUGUGGGUCGCCAUUAUCAUUGAAUUCGCAUUGGAAAACUGGCCUGAUGGCGCUAUUCUACUUGCCAUUCAGAUCGCCAAUGCCACCAUUGGAUGGUAUGAAACGAUUAAGGCUGGUGACGCCGUAGCGGCACUGAAGAAUUCUCUGAAACCUGUGGCAACCGCCUUCCGUGAUGGUUCAUGGCAGCAAAUCGAUGCUGCGCUUCUGGUUCCUGGUGAUCUUGUAAAGCUUGCGUCCGGUUCUGCAGUUCCUGCUGAUUGCAGCAUCAAUGAGGGUGUGAUUGAUGUUGAUGAGGCAGCACUGACCGGUGAGUCACUGCCCGUGACGAUGGGACCAGACCACAUGCCGAAGAUGGGCUCAAAUGUUGUGCGUGGUGAAGUGGACGGCACAGUACAAUUUACAGGUCAGAGCACUUUCUUCGGUAAGACUGCCGUACUUCUGCAAUCAGUGGAGUCUGACCUUGGCAAUAUUCACGUCAUUCUUGCACGUGUGAUGGUGGUGUUGACUAGUUUUUCGUUUGUAUUGUGUCUUAUUUGCUUCAUCUAUUUGUUAGCAAAAUUUUACGAGACUUUCCGCCGAUCACUUCAGUUUUCUGUCGUUGUCCUUGUUGUGUCCAUUCCCAUUGCGCUGGAAAUUGUCGUUACCACGACUCUUGCUGUUGGCUCGAAGAAGCUGUCGAAGCACAAGAUCAUCGUAACAAAGCUGACAGCUAUCGAGAUGAUGUCUGGCGUAAAUAUGUUGUGCUCAGACAAGACAGGAACUCUGACACUCAACAAGAUGGAGAUUCAAGAUCAGUGUUUCACGUUUGAAGAGGGCUACGACCUACGUUCUAUACUCGUAUUGGCAGCACUUGCCGCAAAGUGGCGUGAACCGCCACGUGAUGCCUUGGAUACCAUGGUACUUGGAGCUGCAGACCUUGACGAGUGCGAUAACUACACGCAGACCGAGUUUGUUCCCUUCGAUCCGACGACCAAGCGCACAGCGGCUACUCUGAUCGAUAAUCGAACUGGUGAGAAGUUCAGCGUCACGAAGGGUGCACCGCAUGUGAUCAUUCAACUUGUGUAUAACCAGGAUGACAUCAAUGAUGAGGUGGUCGACAUUAUUGACAGCCUUGCCUCGCGUGGUAUUCGAUGUCUUUCUGUGGCAAAGACGGAUUCACAGGGUCGCUGGCACCUGUGCGGUAUCUUGACCUUUUUGGAUCCCCCACGCCCUGAUACGAAGGACACGAUUCGUCGCAGCAAGGAAUAUGGUGUGGACGUUAAGAUGAUCACGGGUGACCACGUGUUGAUUGCAAAAGAAAUGUGCCGCAUGCUGAACCUUGACCCAAAUAUCUUGACAGCUGACAAGCUUCCCAAGGUUGAUGUGAAUGAUCUGCCUGACGAUCUUGGUGAGAAGUACGGUGAUAUGAUGCUCGGUGUUGGUGGUUUCGCGCAAGUCUUCCCUGAACACAAAUUCAUGAUUGUUGAAACUCUUCGCCAACGUGGUUUUACCUGUGCCAUGACAGGCGACGGUGUAAAUGACGCGCCUGCGCUAAAGCGUGCAGACGUUGGCGUUGCUGUGCAGGGUGCUACGGAUGCUGCGCGUGCUGCUGCUGACAUGGUAUUGACUGGACCUGGUCUGAGUGUUGUUGUUGAGGCCAUGCUUGUUUCCCGUCAAGUGUUUCAGCGUAUGCUGUCCUUCUUGACAUACCGUAUAUCUGCAACACUACAACUGGUGUGUUUCUUCUUCAUUGCUUGCUUCUCAUUGACGCCCCGAGACUAUGGCAGUGUGGAUCCUGAUUUCCAGUUCUUCCAUUUACCUGUGCUAAUGUUUAUGCUCAUCACACUUUUGAAUGAUGGUUGUCUUAUGACGAUUGGUUACGAUCGAGUGGUGGCAUCUAAGCUUCCUCAACGGUGGAAUCUCCCUGUGGUAUUCACAAGCGCUAUUAUUCUUGCAGCUGUUGCCUGUGCCUCAUCUCUGAUGCUUCUUUGGGUGGCACUUCAAGCUUAUAGUGUAGAGACAUACCCUAACUCUUGGUUCCACGGUCUUGGUCUCGCGCAACUGCCGCAGGGUAAGGUUGUGACAUUGCUGUAUCUGAAGAUUUCGAUUUCCGAUUUCCUGACACUGUUCUCUUCGCGUACUGGAGGUCAAUUUUUCUUCAGAAUGGCUCCAGGCCUUAUAUUGUUCAUUGGUGCUAUUAUCUCUCUGUUUGUUUCCUCAAUGGUGGCUUCCUUCUGGCGUAAGUCUAGUCCUGAUGGAUUGCUGACAGAGGGUCUUGCCUGGGGCGAGAAGAGAAGCGAAAAACUUCUACCACUAUGGGUAUGGAUCUACUGUAUUGUUUGGUGGUUUAUUCAGGACGCUGUGAAGGUACUUGCACAUAUAUUUAUGGAGUGGGUUGAUCUCUUUGGAUGUGUCUCGAAGGCGUACGGAGGAAAGGUUAUUGAACAAUAUGCUGAACGUAUUCAGGAGCCUGUCGAUGAAGAUGCACCCCGUUCUCCAGAGGAUGAUGCUCCUAUUGUUCGUGAAACAAGCCCUGUUGAUGUAAGCACUCCGUAUUCCGCAAGAAAGGAAGACUGA